Molecule: messenger RNA, 534 nt
Organism: Plenodomus lingam JN3
Lineage: Eukaryota; Fungi; Ascomycota; Dothideomycetes; Pleosporales; Leptosphaeriaceae
Molecular function (GO): zinc ion binding; carbonate dehydratase activity
Source: RefSeq, a predicted model, not a curated record
AUGUGGCCUACUCCUCGAACACCAACUACCAGGCCGAUCGGGCAACAAAACCUCGAAGAGGGUAACGAAGAAUAUGCUGCAUGCUUUACGCAGGGUCAUCUCGCCCUGCCGCCCAGCCAAAAAUAUGCAAUCCUGACUUGCAUGGAUGCCCGCAUCGAUCCCGCGGCCGCCUUUGGCAUCCCUCUCGGCGCAGCCCAUGUCAUCCGAAAUGCAGGUGCAUCUGCUCGCGAGGCUUUCCGAUCUCUUGUCAUCUCACAACAACUUCUCGGGACCACGGAAGUGCUGCUGGUCAAGCACACCGGGUGUGGCAUGUUAUCAUUCGAAAACGAAUCAGCGCGGGACGUUGUGAGGAUACAAAAAGGCGCAGCUGCUGCGAAGGAGGUUGCGGAUCUCGAUUUCCUUACAUUUACAAGCCUGGAGCUAGAGGUCAAGAAAGAUGUAGCAUGGCUGCAAAGCAAGGCGAUUGAGAGUGGUAUCACCAUCUCAGGCUGGAUUUACGAUGUAACGACGGGCAAAGUACAGCGGAUUGUAUGA